Messenger RNA from Cottoperca gobio, 4392 nucleotides. It is a transcript of the gene spag1b, whose product is annotated as sperm associated antigen 1b. Lineage: Eukaryota; Metazoa; Chordata; Actinopteri; Perciformes; Bovichtidae. Gene Ontology annotation, cellular component: cytosol. Gene Ontology annotation, molecular function: protein binding. The record is from RefSeq and is a predicted model, not a curated record. The coding region runs from base 64 to 2916 and encodes 950 amino acids. The transcript is spliced from 19 exons.
CAGACUGAACGGACAGAGUUGUGUUUGUGUAAAUUCAGGCAAAGAGGCAAAACAGCAGCAGAUAUGAGGUGCGCAGAUGCAGCUUCCUCUCUUCAAAACCAGACCACCACCGCUGACAACAGCGGGAAGGUCCCUGUGGAGCACCUGGACUAUGAUUACAUUAGAAAAUGCCAAGAUGUAAAAUACCUGGACAUGAUCUGGAGAGUACUGAGGUCUGGGGACGAGGGCAUUUAUCCUCAUCUGAUUGAGUUCUGUGAGAGUCACUUGGAGAAACUGGACCCUAUGAGCCUGGUUCUUAGGAAGGAAAAGCCUGUGGCCACAGCUGCUAGCCUCUCUAAUGAUGAGUGGAGCCAAAUUGUUGAUGAGUUAAAGAAGUGGCAAGAAGAAACCAAAGAGACUGAGACUUCAUUAAAACAGCAGUCAAUGUUUGAUGAGCUGGUGAAUACAAAUUUGCCACCUAUAAGAGGUUCCAAUCGUUCUUUUCCACUUAGUCAGACUUCAGUUCCAAAAGAAAAGAGGUAUUCUUCAAAACAUACCCUCCCACGUGAUUAUCGAGAAUGGGACAAGUUUGAUGUCGAAAAAGAAUGUGAAAGAAUCGAUGAAAAUUUGGUCAAAAAUGAUGCAUCUGUCAUUAUAAGCACUGGACACCCCAAACUCAAGACUAAAGUGGAUGCUUCAAUGCUGACACAACAGGAAAAGCUGCUUCUGGCAAAUUAUGAGAAGGACAAAGGCAAUGAAGCCUUCAGAGCAAAUGAUUAUGAGGAGGCUGUUGCAUACUAUUCCAGGAGCCUUUCCAUUAAACCAACUGUGACUGCAUACAACAACAGGGCACAGGCAGAGAUCAAUCUCAAAUACUGGCACAAUGCCAUGAGAGACUGUGUGAGGGUGCUGGAGCUGGAACCUGGCAAUAUGAAAGCCCUGCUACGUCGUGCCACUGUUUAUAAUCACAUGUGCAACUUCGAAAUGGCUGUUGAAGACCUGAGGGUGGUGCUAAAGGAAGAGCCGCAGAAUGCUGCAGCCACUCAACUUCUGUCUGAAACUGAGAAGAAGAGGAAGGAAUGUCAACCAGAGCAGCAAAGCAAAGGCAAAAAGAUCCUCAUCCAAGAAGUAGAAGAGGAAGAUGACAACAACAACAACGAAAAGACAAAAGCGGAAGACACAGCUCGUCCGGUUGAACCCAGCCAGCCUGUGGGAGGGGAGGAGAGCUCAGCUGCUCCUGCCGAAAGGGGAGACAUGGGUAACGCUCAAAAGAAGCCCCACAGCAGAGGGGACGGGGGUCCUCACAGUGAGUCCAACAACUCCCACCAUGGACACCGGAGAAGCAAAGGAGGAAGCUCUGACAAGUACAAAGUCACGCAGGAGUCCAAGGAAAAGGUAGCCAAUGGAACAAGCAAGAGGGGCUCGACAGCUUCAGUCCCGGCUGAUCAGAGCAACAGCGGUAAAGAAACUCCGGUUGGAGGAAAUGCAGGGGAAACUGUCAACCUUGAUGCCCCAUGUGGAGCCCUGCCCCCACCUCUGGCCAGGCUAAAGAAUGAAGGAAACCUGCUGUUUAAAAAUGGACAGUUUUCCGAUGCACUGGAGAAAUACUCGCAAGCCAUUCAAGGCUGUACAGAUUCAGGAAUUGAUAGUCCGGAGGAUCUAUGUAUUCUGUAUUCCAACAGAGCGGCUUGCUACUUUAAAGAUGGCAACAGUCAAGAGUGCAUACAGGACUGCACAAGAGCCCUGGAGCUGCAGUCCUUCUCCAUCAAGCCCCUCCUGCGCCGGGCCAUGGCUUAUGACUCCCUAGAGCGCUACCGUAAGGCCUACGUGGAUUACAAGACCGUGCUGCAGAUAGACAUCAGCGUGCAGGCAGCAAACGACAGCGUCAACAGGAUCACCCGGCUGCUGAUCGAGGAGGACGGCAUAGAGUGGAGAGAGAAACUUCCCGAUAUUCCUCUGGUACCUCUGUUGGCUCAGCAGCACCGUAGAGAGGAGCCGCCCAGUGCAGAGGUUCUCCAGGCUCGAGCAGAGAAGACAGUCAGAGAUGCAGAAAGGAAAGCAGAAGGCCGUUUUACAGCGUUGAAGCAAGAAGGGAAUGACUUUGUGAAGAAGGGCCAAUACCAGGAUGCAUUGGGGAAGUACACUGAAUGCCUUAAGCUGAAGCCAGAAGAGUGUGCUAUCUACACCAACAGAGCUCUGUGCUACUUGAAGAUGGAGAGGUGUACUGAGGCCAAGCAGGACUGUGAUGCAGCACUGAAAGUGGAGCCAACCAAUAAGAAGGCCUUCUACAGACGUGCCCUGGCCAAUAAAGGCCUCAAGGACUAUCUGGCGUGCAGCUCUGACCUGCAGGAGGUACUGCGGCAGGAUCCAAACGUGCAGGAGGCUGAGAAGGAGCUGGAGGAGGUCACAGCUCUGCUCAGAGAGAGUCUGGCCAAUGCCAAGGCAUUACCAGCCAAACCCAGAAAGACUGUCCCCAUCACAGAGGUUGAGGGUGACGAGGAAGCAACAGGCGUUGCUAACUCAGAGAGCAGUCACAGAGGAGAGGACAUCACCACCAACCUCCGGCCGACCGACGCCUACGAGUACGGCCAGGCUCUGAACGCAGCUCGCUGCAGCGGAAACACAGCGGCCUGCGCUGACCUGCUGGCCUCCACAACCCCGGAGACACUUCCCCAGUUCCUGAGUACCCAGCUGGAUGGAAACACCAUCAGCUUCAUCAUGCAGGCGCUGGACUCCCACCUCCUGGAGAAAGACCCCAACCUGGUCUAUCGACACCUCAACCAUCUGCACACCACCGACAGGUUCUCGGUUGUGUUGAUGCUGCUAGAGAAGGAAGAGCGUCGCCACAUGACUCAGCUGUUUGAGCAUCUGUCUGCUGUGCAGAGCACAGAGUUCACUAAGAACGAUGUUCAGAAUCUGGCCAACAAGUACAUCUGACCCUCCUGCCCCUGCUCCCUGCUGCAUGAGCGUCUGCACCACUACAGCUCUUGGAUCUAUGCAAAACACUGCACAAGAACUGAGUACACAACGGCAGGAAGCUGCAGAAUGUGCCCCGAAGCAAUCCAAUGGAACUGAGUCACAUUCACUCUACUGGGCCGGGCUGUAAAUUAACUGAUCACUGUAUGUUUAAGUGACAGUAUGGAAUAUAUUUUUCUCUCCAGAACAUUUUGCUAUGCAGAUUUACUUUUGUACCACCAUUUGCAUUGUACAACAGGCAGGCAGUGGGAUUAUAUGGACCUUUCGCUUUAGUGUAUUGAUAAAAAGGGUCCAAUGUACAAUGUUAUGCAAGGCUACAGGCAAGUGUUUCCCCAACAGGCAGGUGAGUUUGCUCAGGACUGGCUUAUGUUCCCUGAAAGGAGCUUCCUUGUUCCGGUCCUUAAACCCUGUCAGUCUUUUCAUAUCAGUCAUUUGAUAAGUGAGCUUCUGUCAGACACCAGCUGAGAUCAGAAAUGAUAUUCAGUGCUGGCUGAAUAUAGCCAGGGAACAUGUGGGGACAUUUGCCACUGAGAUAAUUAAGAAGUCCGUUGCUGUGGGUCAAAACCAUAAGAUACAGAAAGAGUUUUAUUAUGACCAUAUGCACUCUCUGGGGGAGAAGCCUGCAUGAUAUUUCAUUUCGCAGUAUGAAAAUAGUAUCUGUUGAACUGAUAUUCACUGACAAUGUUGUAGGAGAAAAUACAAUUUGUAAUCUUACAUGACUCAGAUGCUCUCCUUUGUUUAUUCAGCCAUAUAAUUAGCAGAUCACUCUCAAAGGCUGGUGUCUGUCUUUUCCAUAAGGGAUGACAUGAAGUCAUUCAACCUAUUUGUUUACCAAAUUAGCCUGAGAGCCGACGCACUUCUGCACAUUCAUGUUCAGCCAUGCAGAUGUGUACACACUGGAGAGAGCAGCAUCUUUGAGAUGUGUGCCUUAGAUUUCAGGCGAGAGGUGCAGAUACUCCCAAAGAGAGAGUAUAUUUGUGUCACUCAAUAGCUUUUAUCAAAAUGUUAAAUGGUUUGGAUUUUAUGCAUCAUAAAUCGUACAUAUAUUCACUUAGCUACAUGCACGUAAUUGUUUAAGAUGUCAUUUAUUUGCUCAUUUAAAGACAUUCUUUCAAUGUUAAGUAUUUAAUUAUUGAACAUUCCAGUCAUCCAAAAUUGAAGACUGCCUAAAUCCAAACCGUUCUUUGUUUUCAAAUGUUUUAACAGUUCUACAUGAAUGUACCAAAUUUAGUUGAGGGUAACAAGUUGGGGGGCGAGAGGCAAUAAUUUCACAUGUUCCAGUUUUUCUUCACUGUGGUUUUAACAUUAGAUUUCAGUAGAGAUGUAAUAAAAAUGUGUACAGUAUUCACAGAGGGCUAUUCAAUAAACUGGGAAAAAAUGGUUUCUUCUCUGUGCUAAGGUGAAAUUAAAUAGUUAAAUAAAAAUGGAAUACCCUAA